Effrenium voratum is the source of this 210-nucleotide messenger RNA. The record is from the annotation of a GenBank genome assembly. Lineage: Eukaryota; Dinophyceae; Suessiales; Symbiodiniaceae.
AUGAAUUCGGUGGCCAGCUCCGCCAUGUAUGGCCUGCUGCCCAGCGUCUGCGUGGGCAUUGCCGUAGCGCUCCUCACAGCGCAGGCUCAGCUGAUGCGGCUGCACGUGUUGAAGUACCACGUGUCGCGGCGCUCCGUGCGCACCAACCUUCAGCGCAGCCAGAAAGAGCGGGAGACCUGGGCGAGCGAAGUGUCCUUCGCAGGCCCUUGA